Molecule: messenger RNA, 1990 nt
Organism: Megalopta genalis
Lineage: Eukaryota; Metazoa; Arthropoda; Insecta; Hymenoptera; Halictidae
Gene: wus
Product: TM2 and DnaJ domain-containing protein wurst
Cellular component (GO): membrane
Source: RefSeq, a predicted model, not a curated record
CCACAAACAGUCCGAACCGGCGGCUUGGCUGAACCAGCUCCGGUAGUUCUCGAAACGCCGCCGACAAACAAGGACACGUAUCAGAGGUCGAACGAUCUCGAGCGUGCAAUUUACGAAAGAAGUCGCAUAAAGCGGGCAGAUGUUCCUGGCCGCGUGCAGAAACAAUACCGAGAAACGUCGCGCCGUUUGAUAUAUGCGGCACGAAAGCGUUGUUUGUGCAUGUGUGCUGGCUAACAAAGAAGACGAAUAGAAGCGCGUCGGUCAGGUUUCGUAUGACUGAUUGGUGUUUGUCGCACUUGCGUUCCAGUUAACGACGAUCGGCGACCAAGAGGUCGUCCCGCAAAUGCCGGUUUCGUAUUCGAUCGUUAAUUCGCCUUAUGCGUGAUUCGUUUCGGGAGUCGGGUCGCAAUGGAAGCAACGAGGACGAACGUGGCGAACGGACGUGUCGAUGAGGAGCCGAAGAAGAUGGAGAGGAAACGGAAAUCGGUGUUCUGGACGUACGUGCUGUGGGCGUUCGGCGGCCUAUUUGGGGCGCACCACGUGUACCUGGAGCGGGACAAGCAGGCGUUCGUGUACUUCAGCACCCUCGGCGGGUACGUGGGCUUCGGAUGGCUCCGGGACAUUUACAUGAUCCCGUGGUACGUGGCCGACGCGAACGAGGAUCCUCGAUUCCUCGAGGACUUCAAACAGAAAGUUCGAACCAACCGCAAGCCGCCGUUCUCGACGGUGCGAUUCGCCGCUGAAACCGGCGUUGCGUACUUGUGGGCCGGGAUCUAUCGCAGCGCGAUACCAGAGGACGAAGUCUACGGGAUCAAUUUCCGUCACCUGUUGCUUUUAACACCAUUCGUCAUCGCAUUUGGCGUGUGGAUAGUUGGUAACAUCGGCAGGGAGCGUGGAUCCAUAUGGUUCGCUCUAGGCGCAGCGUACCUGUUCUAUCCGACCUUGUCGUACAUCGGCGAUGACACUAUGUGGCUGUUCCUGAUGACCGUAGCUUCCGCGUGGAGCUUCGACACGUUCAGCAAGGAAUGGCGGCUGAAGCCAAGGAAAAAGAAGGGCUUGGUUCGCAGGCUGUUUUAUCUGACCUUGGCCGCCGCUUUCUACAUAUCCCUGUUGGUCAGCUACUUCUAUUUCAACGCCGUGGUGACCGACAGCGAGGGCGAGGAGAUCAAGCUAUCGGAGGCGAUCCGGCAUUUCUUGACCUCUCCUAUAUGGCUCGAUCUCAAAGCUAGUCUCGAGGCGACCUGGAACCAGGCGGUGCAUCAGGGUUUCUGGGCAACGUGGGCGCAACUGAUCGACCUGACCGAUCCUCGGGGUGAAAUAAACGCGUACAAGGUGCUGGGUUUAUCGCAGACGGCCACGCAGAAGGAAGUGACCGCUCGUUGGAGGGCACUUUCGCGGGACAAUCAUCCGGACAAGAUCAAAGGCUCGGAGCAGGAGAGACGGGAGGCUCAGGAGAAGUUCAUGGAGAUCCAGCAGGCGUACGAUAUCCUCUCGAAGGCGAAGAACCGGAGGCAACGCCGCAACAGAAAGAGCGACGACGACGAGAACGUCGUCGACUCCGGCGAUCGGUGAAUCGGCGGUUCUCUCUCCCUUGCGUUCGUUUAACCCUCAAUCAAUCGGGUGGAUAACGAUACUCUUUUUUUAAUAUCCGCCCUUUCAAACUAAGCUAUAUAAUAAAUACGUUGUACAAUCUACCUAAUCAGUUGCGGGUUAAACGCGUCAGUUUCGAUCGACGAGGUGCACGAGAUUCGGAGGACGAAGCGAUCUCAUUCUACCUCGUUACCGUGUCCCGUUUCGAACGGAAUUAGAAGUUCGUUAGUGUAAAUAUAGAAAUGGGAGAGACGAAAGAGCGAUAUAUAUAAUAUGUAUAUGGAUGUAUGUAUGUAUGUAUAUAUUUUUCUUACAACGUCGCUGUUGGUCGGCCGAGGAGGAGAGCCGAACGUUUCCGUCUCGACAGCGUAUCCAAUGAAUAUAGCGAUGUUGAUAUCAA